AUGGUGAUGGAAUUUCCUGACAAUGUUCUGAACCUUGAUGGACAUCAGAGUAACAGUGCACAAUUAAAACAGUUCAUUCAGAGGCACAGCAUGCUGAAGCAGCAGGACCUGAGCAUUGCCAUGAUGGUGACGUCGCGGGAGGUGCUGAGUGCCCUGUCCCAGCUGGUGCCCUGCGUGGGCUGUCGCCGCAGCGUGGAGCGCCUCUUCUCCCAGCUCGUCGAGUCGGGCAACCCGGCCCUGGAGCCCCUCACCGUGGGGCCCAAGGGGGUGCUCUCUGUCACUCGCAGCUGUAUGACUGAUGCCAAGAAACUGUACACGCUGUUCUACGUGCAUGGGUCCAAACUGAAUGAUAUGAUUGAUGCAAUUCCCAAAAGUAAGAAGAACAAGAGAUGUCAGCUGCACUCCCUGGACACACACAAACCAAAGCCUUUGGGGGGUUGUUGGAUGGAUGUGUGGGAGCUCAUGUCCCAGGAAUGCAGGGAUGAAGUAGUUUUAAUUGACUCUAGUUGUCUUUUAGAAACAUUAGAAACCUAUCUACGGAAACACAGGUUUUGCACCGACUGCAAGAACAAGGUCCUUCGGGCCUACAACAUCCUGACUGGGGAGCUGGACUGCAGCAAGGAGAAGGGGUACUGCGCGGCGCUGUACGAGGGGCUGCGCUGCUGCCCCCACGAGCGCCACAUCCACGUCUGCUGCGAGACCGACUUCAUCGCGCACCUCCUGGGCCGCGCCGAGCCCGAGUUCGCAGGAGGACGAAGAGAAAGGCAUGCUAAGACAAUAGACAUAGCCCAAGAAGAAGUUCUGACCUGCCUGGGCAUUCAUCUCUAUGAAAGAUUACACCGAAUCUGGCAGAAGCUGCGUGCUGAGGAGCAAACGUGGCAGAUGCUUUUUUACUUGGGUGUUGAUGCUUUACGCAAAAGUUUUGAGAUGGCUGUGGAGAAAGUGCAGGGCAUUAGCCGAUUGGAGCAGCUCUGUGAAGAGUUUUCAGAAGAAGAACGAGUACGAGAGCUUAAACAAGAGAAAAAGCGCCAAAAACGAAAGAACAGGCGGAAAAACAAGUGUGUGUGUGAGAUCCCUGCUCCUGUGCAGGCCACAGAAGAGAAGGAAAUCAACCAAGCAAAGGAAAAAUCCAACUUCACGGAAAGUAGUUGCAAAGCCUGUGGUAGCAGUGAAGAAGCCAACAGCUGUGUAGAAGUAAUAGUUACGAAUGAAGGCACUUCCUGCACCUGUCCUAGCAGUGGUACCCUAUUAGGUUCACCUAAAAUAAAAAAAGGUCUCUCUCCACACUGUAACGGCAGCGAUUGUGGCUACUCCUCCAGCAUGGAGGGCAGCGAAACAGGAUCUCGGGAGGGGUCUGACGUGGCCUGCACUGAAGGAAUCUGCAACCACGACGAGAACGGAGAUGAUUCCUGUGUCCAUCGCUGUGACGACAAGGAGGAGGAUGGAGACAGCUGUGUGGAAUGCUGGGCGAAUUCAGAAGAGAACAACACAAAAGGCAAAAACAAAAAGAAGAAAAAGAAAAGUAAAACUUUGAAGUGUGAGAAUGAACAUAUUCAGAAACUUGGAAGCUGUUUGGCAGAUCCAGGUAACAGAGAGACCUCAGGAAAUAUGCACACAGAGUUUCAUCGCGACAAGACCAAAGACACACAUGCCGAAAGCUGCUGUGGCUCAGAAAAAAGCGGGCAGCAGUUGCCUUGGUUUGAGCACAUGAAAAAAGUGUCACAGUUUGCAGAACCCAUGGAAAUGUCACUUGUUCCCGAUACUGGAAAAGGUGCCAAGAGCUUAGUGGAACUCCUCGAUGAGUCCGAAUGCACUUCUGACGAGGAAAUCUUUAUCUCCCAAGAUGAAAUACAGUCCUUCAUGGCAAACAACAAGUCUUUUUACAGCAAUAGAGAACAGUACCGACAGCAUCUGAAGGAGAAAUUUAAUAAAUACUGCCGCUUAAAUGAUCACAAGGGGCCCGUUUGUAACGGUUGGUUGACAACGGCUGGAGCGAACUAAACACAAUAAAGUAGCUCUGUCUCUCACUGAAACUCUCAAGAUGACUACUGCGCCUUCUCUUUCAAAAACUUAAUUUAGUGACUUAUGGCAAAAUUUUAUCUUAAAUUAAUGUGAUUUUUUUUUUUUCCUUGUUUUUGGGGGAGGCUGGUGGAGGUGAUUUCAUUAAUUUUGUUCUUUCUUCAGGCUUGUAUCUUUAGUUGAGUAGCUGUGCAAGCCUCUCUUAUAAUUUAAGCCAUCUCUUUUCAUGAAACGUUUCUCUUACUGUGAGACUUACGAAAAGCAAACUAGUGGCAAAGUAAUGUUGUACCUAUAAUUCUGUACAGAAUGACAAUGAGCUGAAUAUAAGAUUUUACAAAGUAGACAUCCAUUUGCAAAGAUGUUUUGGAUGUAAUAUGUUAAAGCGCAAUGUGCAAAAUUUAAAUAAAGAAUAUUUAUUAAUACGCA
This is a messenger RNA of Merops nubicus (carmine bee-eater), 2445 nucleotides long. RefSeq names its product gametogenetin binding protein 2 (gene GGNBP2). The record is from RefSeq and is a predicted model, not a curated record. The transcript is spliced from 12 exons. NCBI's taxonomy places the organism in Eukaryota, Metazoa, Chordata, Aves, Coraciiformes, Meropidae. The annotation marks the transcript as partial. Gene Ontology annotation, cellular component: cytoplasm; nucleus.